Sungouiella intermedia is the source of this 1335-nucleotide messenger RNA. NCBI's taxonomy places the organism in Eukaryota, Fungi, Ascomycota, Pichiomycetes, Serinales, Metschnikowiaceae. The record is from the annotation of a GenBank genome assembly.
AUGGAGUCUGUCCAGAUCCACCCGAAUCCCGAGCCGCUAAGCAACGUGGGCCCACCAGCUCAAUUUCCACCUUAUUAUAACCCUAAAUUUUCCCAUAGUCCUCUCCACUUCUCUAGCGAGUGGGACGAAGCUUACGAGCAAGCAAGAAUGUCCACAGUGGUAACCCAGACGGAAACCCCGUCAAAAUCAAGAGACAGAACAGCUCCUGUCCAUUUUAUAACACCUGGAAAGGCAGCAGCUGCAGCAGGUCUCGGCCAUUUAGGCGGAGGUCCUACAGCAUCGCCUAUGGGACGUGUAAUGUCUGCGCCAAAAUAUUCGAGUGCCAAAGCAGACCUGGCAGCACCUACGCCGCCUCCCGAGAGGCAGCCAGCGAAAAGAGUACACAGCAUGGAAGUGUUGUGGUCGAUGUUGAAUGAUAUUACAGGCAAAGAUAAAAUGGCCAAAUUUGGUCAGUAUACAUUGAGGUUGCUCCUCCAUCACUCGGCUAAAACCCAAGAGUAUCUUAGUGACGAUGUGGUCAAUAUCAAGCUGAUCAACAAGACAUACCGCGAGACGGGCAGGAUGAUGGACUUGUUGGUGAGUUUCGUACAGCAUCCACAGGAGUUCACCAAGAUAGUGGUGAUUUUGGCAUGCUCUAUUUUCAGCCUGAGAUUCAAGGCCUGGGUGCCGGCUUUGGGAACUUACAGACAACUUUUACGGUUUGGAAAGUCGCCUUUCCGUCUCAGAGCUCUUUUCAAGAAAUUACGUGAAGCCACGUACCAUGAUCCAGUAACCAAGUCAUGGAAGAUCAACGACAUGUUUUUCAACAACAAUACGCUAGGCGAGGUAAUCUCGCUCUACUACUCACUCAAUGACGAGGCACUCCUUCUCUACAAACUCAAAUUCUUGCGUAACCCCACCCUCCGCAAGUUUGUUGGGAAGCACGAGUCGUAUGCCUGGUAUCUAGACUCGUGGUUGGCCCUCUACAAUGCUUGGAACAACUUGAACCGACUUUCACAGAAGGAAAUGGACGUCAAAAUUCAGAUCCAGGUUAAAAAGAAGGCACGAGCAAUCUCCAAACAGCUUUUGGGCGGCACGGCCCUUCACAGCCUGGACUUUGGUAAUCCUGACGACGACUCCGGAGAUUCACAGGCACUCAAGGAAAUCCACUUCCGCAUGACAAAUGCUAGAUUGGAUAUCUACAAGACGAUAUCAGACAUUGUCUUCAAUUCUUACACGGUGUUCAACGCCGCACUCCACUUUGAUACCAUCCAGAUUUGGAUGGGAAUUAGUGCGUCGUUAUUGAGUUCCAUUAAAUUGUACCGGGAGAAGAAGCGCUCGUUAGUGAAGGAGUAA